UCAUGAAACACUAAAGACACACAGAACUAGGACAAAGAAACACAGGUAUAGGAAAUACAAAAUAAAAACUAAGCUCGGAAACAAGAACUGAAAAUAGAAACUACAUAAGACCAAAUCACGACACACCAUAUCGUGUUUGUUUUGCAAAAGCAGAAGAAGCAACGACACAUAUUGAAAAGUAGCCCACAUGGGUUUACAUGGUAUUACUAAGCUACACUAAUAUAUAACAGCAGGUUUAUUUUAUUGUUUUGCUGAAAGCGUCAUGACAGAGAAGUAGAGAGGGAAAGCACGCACUUGAGAUGAUAAAAACCUGACAUCUUGUGCUUUAAUAGCGGGUUGGUAGACCUCUGCUCCUCCCUCAGAGAACAACGCCUCCCGAGACGCUUAUAUAAGCCUUUCACGAAACGGUCCCAUCCCACGUCCUCAAAGGUUUAACACCAAACGCAUCAUUUGAGACUUUCGUUAUUGCAGCUUUCUUCAUUUGCUGACCAUGCGUCUGAACGGACCGCUGAGCAUACUGAGAGCAGCCCUAUUGGUUCUGCUGGCUGGCCACCACCGAUGUGUCUCAGGCAGUUAUACCCCUCCAGAGGCUCUCGAGAACAAUGGCACCAUGUUUGCAGUCUGUAAAGUGAGACCCAGCAGCUCUCUACCUAGUGGACUGCUCAAAGUGACCGGCCAAGUGCUGUUCAGACAGGACGAGCACGAAGCACUUGAAGUCCUGCUUCGGUUCAAUGGCCUCCCCAAAGAGGGCGCUCAGGAUGCCAGAGCGGUACACAUCCAUCAGUAUGGAGACCUGAGCCAUGGCUGCGACUCCACCGGAGGCCACUACAACCCAGAAGUAGUGUACCACCCCAACCACCCCGGAGACUUCGGUAACUUUGUGCCCCAGCAAGGUAAAAUCAACGCAGUAAUCAAAUCCCAGGCGUCGCUGUUUGGAGAUCAGUCUGUGAUUGGAAGAGCCGUGGUGAUCCACGAGAAGAUCGACGACAUGGGGCGUGGCGGAGACACUGGGAGUCUGCUGCAUGGAAACGCAGGCCGGAGGCUCGGCUGCUGUAUUAUUGGGAUCUCCUCCUCCACUCUGUGGAACAUGCAUCAUAAGCAGUACACCAGGAGGCUGAGGAAAAAUUGAUCCUGCAAGUCGACUAACCAGUUUAAUCACUCAUUGUAUCCUUUGUAUUCUGUGUGAAUCAAAGGCAAAUCAAAUCUCCAAACAUUUUGAGUUUAAAUACCUUUUUUAAAAUAGAAUAAUCAUUUGCAUAUAUCUUUUAGCAGAUAGUUGGUUAGAAGGUCCAUAAGUUUGGUUCAGACUAUGUUACUAAACUAUUGGGUAGACGGCCAUGAACUUUAGUGCAGCUGAUUGGGGGGGUCCUAGCGCUUAUACUUCCAAUUCUGCUGAUUUUCUUAAUCUCUUUUUUUUUUACCCCCAUUUAGUCAAGAGUAAAACAUCCUUAAUGACAAAAUUCUGCCAAAAUAUAAUCAGCCUCAGCUUCAUGUCGUCAUUAUCCUUGCACAAUGCACGCAUGCUGAUGUUAGCAUUUAGCUGAGGAAACCUUCAUUGUAUAAAAAUGUUGAGCUC
This is a messenger RNA of Labrus bergylta (ballan wrasse), 1576 nucleotides long. NCBI's taxonomy places the organism in Eukaryota, Metazoa, Chordata, Actinopteri, Labriformes, Labridae. The record is from RefSeq and is a predicted model, not a curated record.